This is a messenger RNA of Miscanthus lutarioriparius, 891 nucleotides long. The record is from the annotation of a GenBank genome assembly. NCBI's taxonomy places the organism in Eukaryota, Viridiplantae, Streptophyta, Magnoliopsida, Poales, Poaceae.
AUGAGGCCGUCGCUGAUGAGAUCCACGUUCCAGCUCCUCCGCCGCCGGAGCUACUCCUCCGCAUCCGGGCAGCCUGAGCGGAAGGUGGCCAUCCUCGGCGCGGCGGGGGGCAUCGGGCAGCCGCUGUCGCUGCUCAUGAAGCUCAACCCACUCGUCUCGUCGCUCUCGCUCUACGAUAUUGCCGGCACCCCAGGUGUCGCGGCCGACGUCUCCCACAUCAACUCCCCCGCCCUGGUGAAGGGCUUCAUGGGAGAGGAACAGCUUGGGGAAGCGCUAGAGGGCUCUGACGUGGUAAUCAUCCCGGCUGGCGUGCCGAGGAAGCCCGGCAUGACCAGGGACGACCUCUUCAAUAUCAACGCUGGCAUCGUUAAGAACCUCAGCGCCGCCAUCGCCAAGUACUGCCCUAAUGCCCUUGUCAACAUGAUCAGCAACCCUGUGAAUUCAACUGUACCAAUUGCUGCUGAGGUUUUCAAGAAGGCUGGGACAUAUGACGAGAAGAAGUUGUUUGGCGUGACCACCCUUGAUGUUGUUCGUGCUAAGACUUUCUUUGCUGGGAAGGCAAAUAUACCAGCCACCCCUGCAACCAACUCAUUAUCUGAUGAAGACAUCAAGGCUCUCACCAAGAGGACACAGGAUGGUGGGACUGAAGUUGUUGAGGCAAAGGCUGGGAAGGGCUCUGCAACCUUGUCCAUGGCGUACGCUGGUGCUGUUUUUGCAGAUGCAUGCUUGAAGGGUCUCAAUGGAGUUCCGGAUAUCGUUAAGUGCUCUUUUGUUCAAUCAACUGUAACAGAGCUUCCAUUCUUUGCAUCCAAGAUGGUUAUCCUAGUUCACCUUUUCCUUUUUCUUUUGUGUGUUGAUGGUUUUUCUUGGUUUGUCCAGUUGCAUGGUUGA